CUUGCUCAGAAACAACAACUAUAAUAUCGAACCAUAUUCAUGGCAACACUGAGUAUAUGGCAGAAAUGUACAUGGUAUGCAACGACCAAGAUUUGUCUGACAUAAAUUACCCAAGUUCUUUCCGCUUACCAGUUCCGGGGGCAAGGAUCAGAGUCACAACUGCUGUUGGAAGACCAGAAGUUCCUAAUGAUAUGAGCAUGUCCUCUUCAGCAUCAGCCGAAAGUGUACUCACCUGGAACAAACCACUUCACUCAAAUGGUGACGUUUAUUACGAAAUAAUACAAGAAGCAAUGCCGCCCACACAGGCAUAUAAUUUCCAUACGUUCACAGCAAAACAGACGAAUUUAAAAGUAGAUAUAGGAUGUCCGUCGUCACAAAGGAAUGCAACUACGCUGCAAUUUACUCUGGCCGCUUUCAACAAACUUGAUAAUGGGACGAAACUCAGGAGUGAGAAUACAACACUUGAAGAUAUCGAAUGUGUCGUAUUGGCAAAACCGAUGAAAUUUACAACGAACAUCACAACAGUCAUCGUAAUCUGCAUCGCAAUUUUAGUCUUUAUUAUGGCAUCAAUCCUUGUGUAUUAUCAUCGGAGAAAGUUGACAAAAAAGAUUCAUAAAAGCUUUUGGCCAACUAUACCUGAACCACGCAUCGACCCUAACGUUACGUUGACGAACUCGCCGACCUCAGACUAUCAUCGGGAGAAUAACCAUAGAUCUGAAGAUCCAGAAGAAACGGUUUCCGCCAUUGAAAAUGGGAAUGUUACCAACAACGACCAAAAUCCGCAUAUGAUAACUUUUACACGUGUCAAUACUAGAAUGCCGAAAAACACUGACUCAACACUUACUAUUCAAGAAGAGGGCAUUGAACAUCAAAUGUUUCAAAAACGAUUAUCAUCAACACAUGGACAUACGAAUUCAAUAGCCACUAAUGGUGACCAGAAUAACGUACCACAACCAAUCCCCGCACAUUCUCACAUCGACAUUCAAUAUGUUGCCGAAGCUGGGGAGGCGCUAAAAUCGGACAGAGACCCGGAAUAUCGAUCGUUAAGUUUGAGCUCAUCUGAGUGUAGCACAAAUAACAGAUCGGAAAGUACUUCAUCUGGAUGUUUGAAGCGAUAUGUUAAAGUGUUGAAUAGUUCGAAUGAAAAAGUGACAUUGCCACCACAUGGGCAUGAAUGCGUAACAUACAAUGUAUCAAACGUGCAAGCAACUGAAACAAAUAAUGAACACAGUUUACGACAAGCCAUCAGCGAAGAUUAUCUUGCUGAUGUCGCUGGCUUUACCGGUAACACACAUUCAAAUGAUACCUCACAAUUACAUAAUAUGAUGAAAGCCGAGCGGAAAUUCAAUUGGUCAGAUGAAGACAUAAGACUACCAAAUAUAGAAAAUCAUAUGGAAUAUUUGACAGAAGAACAUCCUUAUAAGCCACUGUGGCAAGAUGAUGUUAUUCGGAGCAUUGACAUAGAUAUGGAAGAUGGCGGCUUUAGACUGUCUGACUUAAACGUUGCGUCAGAUAAAACGGAUAAUUUUUUAAACACUAUAGAAUUGAAUAAAGAUCCUGAUCUGGAUUCAUAUUUACUCGAAAAUUCUCGUCAAAAAGAAUCUUCUUGUGAUUCUCUUCUUAUGAAAAGGUUAUCAUCUUCUAGCGGAAUCCAAGAAGACCUGAAUGAUUCGGAAGACUUAAAUUAUGAAAUGGAAAAAUUUUUAGGAAACUGUUUUCCUACUGAAACAUCUAAACACGAUUUCGAAGAAAAUAUUUCCCAAAACACAAAGUUAUUGGACGAUAAAAGGUUUGUAAUAGACCCAGUGUGCGAAGAAGAAUCUUAUAUCGAUCUUGAAACAAAUCCUUUAGUAAUAGAAUGUUAGCUUCACACACGCAAAUGUAUUAUAUGAAAGAUUGUCUCAUAUAUCAAUAUAAUAUUAUUAUUCGUCACGUAGUGAACCUAUGGAUCGUUUUGUUAUUAGGUUGUUGUGCUUGUUGUCAUAGUCAUUACCUACUGAAUUACCCGUUACCUACUGAGAAUUUUAAAGCAAUUGGUCCAGGAUUCAAAGAGAAAAGCGACUUUUUCAUAACGAUAAAAUUCUAUGUCUUGUUAUAAACAACAAGACAUUUUGUCGUUAUGAAUAAGUCGCUUUUUCCUUUGAUUGCUGGACCAAUUGCUUUGAAAUUCCCAGUAGGUAAAUUUUGACUUUUUCGCUAAAAGCCUAUCACUUUUAUUUAUUUCAAACAUUUCUGGGAGCUCUAUGGGAUUCGUUUUUUUGUGCUAUGACGUCAACAAAAUUUGCCACCUUAAUAUUUUUAUCAAUAUAAAAUGAAAGCAACAGUGACUUGAAAACAGUUUCGGUACAUCGAGAUACAUUUCAAAUACAAUUUUGCUUGAAUUUACUGCAUCAAGUUGCCAAUGGCUGUUUUAAUUUCAAUCAAUUUAAAAGUAAAAACCGAUGGAAAAAUUCACAAUUAAAUUCAUAGGACCGUUACAUAUUGUUUUGUUCGUUGUAUUUCACAUUUUUUGUUUGCGUGACAAGACAACGGUUUUCAAAAACCUGAGAAAUUUCUAUCUUAAUGAAAAUUCUAAUAUAUGCAUUUUUUGUUUUAUUUUAUAUUUUCCCCGUUCAUUUUCUUGUUAGAAAUUAUGAAG
Messenger RNA from Styela clava, 2638 nucleotides. The record is from RefSeq and is a predicted model, not a curated record. Lineage: Eukaryota; Metazoa; Chordata; Ascidiacea; Stolidobranchia; Styelidae.